This is a messenger RNA of Penicillium lagena, 264 nucleotides long. RefSeq names its product DPY30/SDC1 family protein. Bases 1 to 264 code for a protein of 87 amino acids. NCBI's taxonomy places the organism in Eukaryota, Fungi, Ascomycota, Eurotiomycetes, Eurotiales, Aspergillaceae. The record is from RefSeq and is a predicted model, not a curated record. The transcript is spliced from 2 exons.
AUGGGCGAGACCAACGGCGCCGGUACCUCCAGCACGCCUCUCCACGAUCUAUCCAAUGCUACCGCCACAACGCAGGUGCGUCCCGGCGGCGCUCCGGCACGCGUGUAUCUGAACGAGAAGAUUGUGCCGCAUCUGCUCGAGGGCAUGAAGUCCGUUGCUAAGGACCAACCCUCUAACCCACUGCGUGUGCUGGGGGAAUUCCUUCUUCAGAAGAGCAAUGAACUUGAAGGCGGUGCGGGGGAUGCGAAGAAGGAUUCGGAGUAA